Messenger RNA from Theobroma umbraticum, 1694 nucleotides. Its product is annotated as putative pectate lyase P59. Gene Ontology annotation, molecular function: pectate lyase activity. The record is from RefSeq and is a predicted model, not a curated record. Lineage: Eukaryota; Viridiplantae; Streptophyta; Magnoliopsida; Malvales; Malvaceae.
GUUUAGUGAAAAAGAACAACAGCCUACGUGCAAUGGCACUGACUAAGCAAAAAAUGGUUUAAAAUUUCAUCAUGUAGGGUUCAAGAAUCAAGAUACCAGGAAAUUGUGCAAAACUUUUUUUUGAUAUAAAAAAAGCAAGAAUUAUAGAGGUAAUUACUAUGAAAGUUGUCAAGACCAUAUUGCUAUUGGGGCUUGUUCUUGUUGCAGUUAGUCCAAUUGUGAAGGCCAACAUUGGUGAAUUUGAUGAGGUGUGGCAAAAGCGAGCUGAAGAAGCAAAGAAGGCUGCCCUGCGAGCCUAUGAGCCCAAUCCUGAGAAAGUAACCGAUCAUCUCAACAAGGAAACUGGCAAGGCCUUGAAAGGUUCCAAUAGCACAAGGAGAAACCUAGGCAGAUACCGUGGUCCGUGCCUAGCCACAAACCCUAUUGACAGAUGCUGGAGAUGUGAUCCCCACUGGGCUGAAAAUCGCAAGAAGCUAGCUACCUGUGUCCUGGGAUUCGGCCGCAGGACCACCGGGGGCAAGGAUGGUAGAUUCUAUGUAGUCACGGAUCCAUCAGAUAAUGAUAUGAUAAACCCUAAACCUGGAACCCUACGUCAUGCUGUCAUCCAGAAGGAACCUCUUUGGAUCAUAUUUGCCCAUGACAUGGUGAUUAGACUAAAUGAAGAGCUGAUUAUGACUAGUAACAAGACCAUUGACGGCCGCGGGGCUAAUGUGCAUUUCUUCCGUGGUGCUCAAAUCACUCUGCAGUACAUCCAAAAUGUCAUCAUCCAUGGCAUACACAUUCGUCUGUCGGUGGAAGCCAAUGGCGGCAUGAUACGAGACUCGGUGGAUCAUUUUGGUUUUCGUACCAAGAGCGACGGUGAUGGGAUCUCAAUUUUUGGAUCCCACAAUAUUUGGAUUGAUCACGUCUCUAUGUCUACAUGCUCUGAUGGAUUAAUUGAUGUUAUUCAGGCAUCCACGGCCAUAACCAUCUCCAAUUGCCACUUCACUCAUCAUAACGAAGUGUUGCUGUUUGGAGCAAGUGAUAGCUUCUCAGAUGAUAAAAUCAUGCAAGUGACGGUUGCUUUCAACCAUUUUGGCCGAGGAUUGGUGCAAAGGAUGCCAAGGUGCCGAUGGGGAUUCAUCCAUGUCGUCAACAACGAUUACACCCACUGGCUUAUGUAUGCCAUUGGCGGUAGCAAGCAACCUACCAUCCUUAGCCAGGGCAACAGAUUCAUUGCUCCCCCCAACAUCGCCUGCAAGGAGGUUACCAAGAGGGAGUAUGCGCCAGAGAGUGAAUGGAAGUCAUGGAACUGGAGGUCUGAGAAUGAUCUUAUGAUGAAUGGGGCAUUCUUCGUUCAAUCUGGGAGCCCAAUCAGCAGGGGCAACAGGCAAGAUGUGAUCAAGGCAAAGCCUGGGACAUUUGUAACCAGGCUCACACGCUUUUCAGGCGCUCUCGACUGCUUCAAAAACAAGCCAUGUUAAUCGGCGUUGUACACCAUAAACUGAACCAACCACAAGCUGCAGCUAGUAAAUGACGGAGAGGAAUAAUAUGGCCUCACCAAUCUAGUUUUCUACUUUAGGGCUAUUUCCAUGGCACAAGACCCUUGAUGGAAUUGCAUAUACUCUGUAUAUAUAUAGUAAUUUUUUACCAAUUGGUACGUUAAAUUCUUCCCCUUAGUGGAAUUUGCUUCACUCUGUAACAUAUUCUCUUCU